Molecule: messenger RNA, 3840 nt
Organism: Vombatus ursinus (common wombat)
Lineage: Eukaryota; Metazoa; Chordata; Mammalia; Diprotodontia; Vombatidae
Gene: SALL4
Product: spalt like transcription factor 4
Exons: 4
Coding region: 16-3372 (1118 amino acids)
Biological process (GO): regulation of transcription by RNA polymerase II
Cellular component (GO): nucleus
Molecular function (GO): DNA-binding transcription factor activity, RNA polymerase II-specific; RNA polymerase II cis-regulatory region sequence-specific DNA binding
Source: RefSeq, a predicted model, not a curated record
CCCGAUGCUCGAACCAUGUCGAGACGCAAGCAGGCGAAACCCCAGCACAUCAACUCUUCCGAAGAGCCCCAGCAGCUUCCAGAUGCGGCAGCCUGCUCUUCGGUUGGCGCCUCCUCCUCAGCUACGACCCCGGCUGCCGCCGCAGCAGAGCACGGUGGUCCACCAAAUUGCCCUGGAGAUGGAGAGGGAAUAAGAGGAAGAGUUAAACGAUGUCGAACUGAGGAAACUAAUGUCUGUGAGAAAUGCUGUGCAGAGUUCUUCAGCCUUUCCGAAUUCUUGGAACAUAAAAAAAAUUGCACUAAAAAUCCACCUGUCUUAAUCAUGAAUGACAGUGAGGGGACAGCACCUCCUGAGGUCUUUACAGAAGUUACCCCAGCCCCAUCAGAGAAUUUUCCAAUUGAUCGUUUGGAAAGCCAGGGCAGUAAAGAUAGUCGUUUAAAGAAUUGCACUGGUUCUGUGGACAAGAAAGAAAAGUCUGGUGGGGAGGCAGGGACCUAUCUCAAAACAGAGCCCACAACUCCUGCUGCACCCCAUGGGAUAAGCUAUUUACCAAAAGGCAAAGUUCCCAACACUAAUGUGACUUUACAAACACUACGGGGGACCAAGGUAGCUGUGAAUCAGAGGAGUGCUGAUGCUGUGUCUUUACCAGUCCAAGGCUUUGGCACCUUCCCCAUGAUCCUGGAACAGCUAAUGAGUCUCCAGCAACAACAGCUUCAGCAAAUCCAGCUUACUGAGCAGAUCCGUGUGCAAAUGACAAUGAUGGCCACCAGUGGUCAGCACCCAUCAGUAUCUCAUGGCUCUGACCCUUUGAAAACACUGGGCACUCAUAUGUCCCAGCACCUCUCCACUGCUUUGGCUUUAGUUGGACAAAAGGCUGGAAGCCAGAGCCUGUCGCUGGAAUCCUUGAAACAAGGUAAACUACCUCAUGCCAAUAUAGGCAUCCCAACUGCUGGCUCAGUGGCCUCUGGGCUGCCAUCUUUCUCUUUAAAGCCUGAUGCAAACAGGAUCCUUCCUAACUCAAUGUCUCGUCUUCCAAAUCCUUUACUACCUCAAUCAUCAGGCUCGGUUCUUUUCCAGAACCCUUUCCCUUCAGUGUCUUCUGUGUUGGACCCAUCCAAGAAAGGGAAGGGGAAACCUCCCAACAUCACUGUUUCUGAGAGCAAACCAAAUGCUGAGGAGCCCUUCUUCAAGCACAAAUGCAAGUUCUGUGGCAAGGUGUUUGGAAAUGAUAGUGCCUUGCAAAUUCAUCUCCGUUCCCAUACUGGGGAGAGACCAUACAAAUGCAACAUCUGUGGCAAUCGCUUUACCACUAAGGGGAAUUUGAAGGUUCACUUCCAGCGCCAUAAAGACAAGUAUCCCCAGAUAAAAAUGAAUCCCCACCCAGUCCCUGAACACCUGGAUAACCUGACAAGUACCAGUGGGAUCUCAUGUGGGAUACCUGUACCAAUGGAUGAAUCGAAUCUGAUUGUAGACAGCAAACCUCCCCUGACCACCGGGACCCCUCCCCUAGGCUUACCUAGCCUGUCUUCUCUGACCCCCAAAGACUCAGUUGGUGCUUUUCCCAAUGAUCUACCAUCCAGGCCUUCUCCAGAGAGUGAAGGGGGUUCUACAUCUUCUGGUAUGGCCAGUCAAGAAUCUGGGACAGAGCAGAGUUCCCCACAGGCUGGUAGUAGCAUUGGUGGUUUCUCAGGCAGUGGCACCACUGAGCAGGGGUCUGAGACUUUGAAGUUACAACAGCUGGUAGAAAACAUUGAUAAGGCUACCAGUGACCCCAAUGAAUGUAUCAUCUGUCAUCGAGUUCUAAGCUGCACAAGCUCUUUGAAAAUGCAUUAUCGCACUCACACUGGGGAGAGACCAUUCAAAUGUAAGAUCUGUGGAAGGGCCUUCUCCACAAAAGGCAAUCUUAAGACUCAUUAUGGAGUUCACCGAGCCAACACCCCUUUAAAAAUGCAACAUUCUUGCCCCAUUUGCCAAAAGAAAUUUACCAAUGCAGUAGUGUUGCAGCAACAUAUCCGAAUGCACAUGGGUGGCCAGAUUCCUAACACCCCUAUGCCAGAGAAUUCCUGUGACCAUGUUGAUAUGGAUCCAGCUAUUAUCAAUGAGAAAAAUGGAGAUGCCAUUGUUGAUUGCAUUGAUGAGACAGUUGAAAGCAUUGUUGAUAUGGAAGACUUGGACUCCCAAGAUGUUCCUAGUGGUUCAUCUAAGCCAUCUACUCCAUUUACUGAUACUCAGUCAGAAACACCAGCUGUGGCAUUUACCAGCAUCUCAGUAUUAGAGGCCCCAGGGAAAAUGGGCAAUCCAUCUCUGAGCCUUCAGCGGCAGAGUAGUCUGAAGUCAAGUUCGGCAGAUAGUGAUGGCAUGACCAAUGACUCCUCAUCUGUAAUAGGAGAUCAAGAUUAUCAAAAUGGCCGAAGUCCAGAGUCCGCAUUGUUCCAAGCAUUAUCCCCUACAAAUAGUCAAGCUGAAAGUAUUAGGUCCAAGUCACCUGGUUUAAUCAAUCAUGAUGACGUGGGAAAUAAGACUGAAGGACCGGAAAACCCUCCAGCAGAAACUGAAGGUGAUGGUGCUUUGGAUUUAACUUAUGCCAAUAUUGGCCGAAAGGUCAUCAAGGAAGAGCCUGGGUUAAAUUUUUCAAAUGGGGAGUAUGGUCGAAGUAGUGUUCCUGCUGCUUUUGUCAGAGUGCCACCAGCCUUGAUCAAAGCUGAAGCUCCUGGAGAGCGACCCUUAAGCAAUAGCCCAUUUUCUGGACCUCCUGCCCUGUCCCCAGGGGUGGCCCCCUUGCUAGUGGCCCCACCUCGUCGCACUGCCAAGCAGCACAUUUGUACCACCUGUGGAAAGAACUUCUCAUCGGCCAGUGCUCUUCAGAUCCAUGAGCGCACUCAUACUGGUGAAAAGCCUUUUGCAUGUACCAUUUGUGGAAGAGCCUUUACAACCAAAGGAAAUUUAAAGGUCCAUGUUGGAACUCAUAUGUGGAAUAAUUCUGCCCGACGUGGAAGGAGACUAUCUAUUGAUAACACCAUAGCAUUGCUGGGUAAUGAUGUCAAGAAGGUAUCUGAGAUGUUUCCAAAGGAUAUAGUCCCUCCUGCAGUGAAUCUUGAUCCAGCAGUUUGGAACCAGUAUGCAGCUGUGAUUAACAAUGGCUUAGCAAUGAAGACUAAUGAGAUAUCGGUGAUUCAGAGUGGCCCUAUCCCUGCCCUACCAGUUCCUAUCAGUGGUGGAGGUUCUGUAAUGAAUAAUGCCCCAGUCUCCAAGAUAGAUGGGUCACAAUCUGGGAUUAGCCCUGAUGCUAUGGAGAAAGCUAGUGCUACUGACAACGUCCCAAAACAUCAAUUCCCUCACUUUCUGGAAGAAAACAAGAUUGCAGUAAGCUAAAAAGGAAGCUGGAAUGAAGAAAUACACACUUUAAAAAAAAUAUUCCAACCCAACUUCCUGGGCUUUGUUUUUGUUUUUCUUAUCUAUGUGCAAAUUGACUAUAGUUGUCUUUAUACUCUGGGCAGCUCUACAAUCAUGGUGUUGCUUUGCAAAAAAAAAAAAAAGAAAAAAAGAAAAACAGAAUAGGAGUUCUAUUUGGAAAAAUGCGGGUCUUGCAAAGUAGCUUUGUUGUUUAAACUAUAGGCUUAUACAAGCUAUAGGGAGUUGUACAUCCAAAGAUUAGUAUUGCCUCCAUUAAAGAUGCUGCUUAUGAGCUUUGUCAGUGAAAGUGAGACAAGCCAACCCCGAGCAGUAAUGGAAAAAACCAAAAAAACUUACUAACGUGGGCUACUGUUUAUGCGGGUAAAUAUUGUAGAAGGUCUGCCAUCCUUUUGUAGAUUUAGACUUGUUUGUGGGUUUUUCUCACUU